Messenger RNA from Plasmodium gonderi, 975 nucleotides. RefSeq lists its product as hypothetical. The coding region runs from base 1 to 975 and encodes 324 amino acids. Lineage: Eukaryota; Apicomplexa; Aconoidasida; Haemosporida; Plasmodiidae. The record is from RefSeq and is a predicted model, not a curated record. The transcript has 2 exons.
AUGAGUGAAUUGGAAUCAAAAAUUAAAACUAUUAUUAAAACAUCCACUGAUGCAGAUGACUGGAUAAGAAAUUUUAGUCCUAAAGCUAAAGUGAAUUAUAAUGUAAUAAAAAAGAAAUGUAUCGCAGAUGGUAAUAGCCAAAAAUGUUGCAGGCAUAUGAACUAUUACUUAGAUUAUAUAACUGCACUCAUUAAUUUAUCUCAUUUAGACAGAGAUAGAAAAGACGAAGCUAUAUAUGGCCUUGACGAUUUCUGGGAUAAACAUCUUAGUAGUCUUGAUUAUACUUGUCACAGAAGUAAGAAUACAGAAUCAAUAAUUGAAAGGUAUAUAUUAAAAGAAUUACAUGAUUUUCAUGAAGAUAUAGAUUAUUUAGUAAGUGUAUUAAACCAUAAGUUUCGGGAUUAUUCUGAAUACAACAUGUACAUUAAGAAAAAAUGGGAAAAGAUUUUUGAAUAUGCAAAGCAUACAGUUGAAAAUAAAAACAUAGUUAUUUCUAAUGGUUCCAUUAACAAAAUUAUCCAUUUUAAAGAAUUGCCUUUGAAUUAUAAUCUUCUAAGUUCUUUAAAUUUGAAUACUGGAGAAAGUAGAAAUAUAACUAUUACUUUCGAAUUAUCUAAGAAACCUCAUCAGUUAGAAAACUUAUCUAUAAACAGUGCAUCCAGAAGAGAGACAUCUCACGUAAAUACUGAUGUGGAAGAUAUAUCCAUAAGAAAAAUAUAUCAUGCAACUAAUAUAUUUCCAAUUAAAAAUUUUCUCAUCCUUUUUUUUAUAAUUUUUUUAAUUAUUGUGAUAAGUAUGGUAUUAUAUAAGAUAACUCCUCUGGGUAUAUGGAUACGAGAUAAUAUAAAAAUGAUAAAAUUUUUACAAAAACAAAUAAUUAGGAACAGGAAAGAAGCAUUAUCAUCCAAAGCGUAUAACGAUAGAUACAAAAUAGAAUACAGUUCAUAUAUUAGUGGUUAUAACAAUGAUAUUUAA